Anas platyrhynchos (mallard) is the source of this 1075-nucleotide messenger RNA. The record is from RefSeq and is a predicted model, not a curated record. NCBI's taxonomy places the organism in Eukaryota, Metazoa, Chordata, Aves, Anseriformes, Anatidae.
CCAGGCUCAGGCAGCCACAGAAAGCCCACAGUACGGGUUCUGGCUGCACUGCAAGCCUCCGUCCCACUGUCCCCAGCCCAGAGCAAAGCAGACACCUGAAGCAGACACUGCUCCCCAAAAGCAGCGCCCAAAAAGAUGCUGGGGCAGGCGCCAUGGGCAAGGCUGUCUCCUCCUGGCCCUACCGUCCUGCUGCUGGCCCUCUGUGCUGUCAUGACCACUCAGGACAUUUGCAACUCCACACGUGAUGGUGACCUCACAGCUCCGGCCCUCUUCCUGAACACCUCUAGUGCUCAGGAAGGGGAAUCGUUUUCGCUUCGCUGUACCAUUGAUGGUCAUUCAGCCCCUACCCGAAUUGUAUUCUGCAAGGACAGGAUGGAGGCACACAGCCUGAAAGGGCAACUAGGAAAACUGAUCUACACCAUCACUCUGAAGGUCACCCAGGGGAGCGAGGGGACGUACAUGUGUGGAUACCAGCUCAAAGAUGACAACAACCGAGUAAGGAGCUCUGCCCUCAGUGCUGGCCGCAUCCUGCAUGUCCCCGGUGCUGGCGUGACCACCCAGGACAUCGGCAGCUCCCCAGGUCAUGGCAAUGCAUCCAAGUCCCUGGCAGGGCCAAUGGCUCCAGGCAUGGCGCUGGCAGUGGCAGCCAUCAGCCUCGUCCUCCUGGCUGCAGGCAGCUGGUUUGCCAUCAGGAAAGGUGCCUGUAGAAUGAGAUGCCCAAGGCAGCAGCACGUUGACAGCCCACAGACGGAAGACACCAACUGUGGUGACAUCCAGUACUCCACCAUCGCCCACGUUCAACGGGACAGGCCUCCUCCCGUGCAGCAGAUGAGCGACACCACGACAUAUGCCACGGUGACCCGCACCCAGACCUGAUAGCGCUACCACAGGGCAAGGGCACAGGAACCUUGCCCAUGGCUGCCUUUGCUGUCUUGCAGAGGACUUGUGCAGCUGUAACAUGGGGCUGGAGGGUGCACUUCAAGCUUCUUUGCAGUUUGCUAUCACAGGGAAGGGCUGUGUGUGUCUAGCCAAGAAGAUGUAGGACUCACACCUCCACCUACAAUACAUUAAUAAC